UCAUAUUUACAACCUGAACCCUUGCCUCUCUCUCUCUCUCUCUCUCUCUGUCUCUCUCUGUGGCGUCGAGACCCAAAAACAAAGUGUUUCCAUGUCCUCCAUGAUCAUCUAACAAAAGGGUCGUCACGAAUUUUCAUGGAAUUUUCGGUUGAUGGUGAUGUUAGUGGCGAGGUGGUAGGAAGUUCUGCUGAGCUAGAAAUUAGUAGAGCAGGUGAUGAAAAUGAGACGGGUGGAAGUUCUAUUGAAGGAGCAUUCCAACUGGGUCAGGAUGAUAAAAUGAAUCAAGAUUCUCCUGGAAAGGAUAUAAUUCCACAAGCAGUUCCAGUUGUAUCAGUGGUUCCAGCGGAUGAGCCAUAUGUGGGUCAAGAGUUUGAAACCGAAGCAGCUGCACAUGCAUUUUAUAAUGCAUAUGCCACUCGUGUGGGAUUCAUAAUUCGUGUAAGCAAACUCUCUCGAUCACGGCGUGAUGGAUCUGCCAUUGGUCGUGCACUUGUAUGUAACAAAGAGGGUUAUAGAAUGCCUGACAAGCGCGAAAAAAUUGUAAGGCAGAGAGCGGAGACCAGGGUCGGUUGCAGGGCAAUGAUUUUGGUGAGGAAAGUAAGUUCUGGUAAAUGGGUCGUAACAAAAUUUGUAAAGGAGCACACUCAUCCUUUGACACCUGGGAAAGGUCGAAGGGAUUGCAUUUAUGAUCAAUAUCCGAAUGAACAUGACAAGAUUCGGGAACUAUCUCAGCAGCUGGCCAUAGAGAAAAAGCGUGCUGCUACCUAUAAAAGACAUCUCGACCUAAUAUUUGAGCACAUUGAAGAGCACAAUGAGAGUCUUUCAAAGAAGAUCCAACACAUAGUAGAGAGUGUGAAGGAGAUCGAAGGCAAAGAACAGCAACAACACAGAUAGUUUUUCUAUGGCGAUCAAAGCACUUUUUGUUUUGGUGAAACACAGAAUCAAAGCAAUGCAGUGGAGAAUGCUGCAGACAUUGUUUUGAUUUCAGUGUUGGCUUACGAUAUACAUUGUCGUUCGCCGGAGUUUUAGGUGUCUAGUUAGUUUAUAUAGCUUGGGAUGUUUUUGUCAAUGGCAUUCAUUGGACUGCUUGGCAUAAGUUGUUGUCUGCAGCAAAUGGUCAGUAGGAAAGUUGUUGAGUCCAUGUACAGUUUAUUUAAGCCAUCCAUUCCAUAUGAAUUGUGCUUAACAAUGCAAUAACAUAGAGCAGUAUUAGAAUGUCCCAAUGAAAGUUGAAUCGAGCCAUGCGCACGACACGUGAAAUUUGAUAUGAGGUUUGUUUUGUAUAGCAUCAAAAAUAUUGUACUUGCCCUUCUAAAUAGAACUUUUGCAUUUUGA
Messenger RNA from Prunus dulcis (almond), 1335 nucleotides. Its product is annotated as protein FAR1-RELATED SEQUENCE 2-like. Lineage: Eukaryota; Viridiplantae; Streptophyta; Magnoliopsida; Rosales; Rosaceae. The transcript is spliced from 3 exons. Bases 136 to 894 code for a protein of 252 amino acids. The record is from RefSeq and is a predicted model, not a curated record.